Molecule: messenger RNA, 4955 nt
Organism: Polyodon spathula (Mississippi paddlefish)
Lineage: Eukaryota; Metazoa; Chordata; Actinopteri; Acipenseriformes; Polyodontidae
Gene: pigg
Product: phosphatidylinositol glycan anchor biosynthesis class G
Exons: 13
Coding region: 1-3045 (1014 amino acids)
Biological process (GO): GPI anchor biosynthetic process
Cellular component (GO): endoplasmic reticulum membrane
Source: RefSeq, a predicted model, not a curated record
AUGCAAAUAUACAUGCGGAAAUUGGUCGUCGUUAUAGAGUGUGGUUUAAAAGGAGUUUUUUUUUUUUAUUCCAGUUGUUCUUUUUUCAGUUUUUUUUAUUUUAAUUUCUGCAUACAAUUAAUCCAGAAAAUGAGAAUCCGUUCGUCUGUUUUUGCUUCUUUUUGUUUGAUAAUAGAAGUAUUUGGGAUAGCCCUUUUUCUCCGAGGAUACUUCCCAGUUCCUGUCAAGUCUUCCAUUUCAGCAAAGAGCAAGGUGGCAGAUCUCCCGACAGAACCUUUGGCAGGUAAUGUCGCAAACUGGACCAAGAUUCCGCCUCCAUUGUUUAAAAGAGUUGUCAUUAUGUUGAUAGAUGCACUCAGGGAAGAUUUUGUGUUUGGACCCAAAGGAAAACAGUUCAUGCCCUACACCAGACAUCUGGUGGAGCGAGGGACAUCUCACAGCUUUGUUGCCAAAGCAAGGGCACCCACUGUCACCAUGCCUCGUAUCAAGGCACUGAUGACUGGAAGUAUUCCAGGUUUCAUUGAUGUAGUCAUGAACCUGAACUCCCCUUCACUAUUGGAGGAUAAUCUGAUGUGGCAAGCCAAAAACGCAGGGAAGAAAAUGGUGUUUUAUGGAGACGACACUUGGCUGAGACUGUUCCCAAAGCACUUUAUGGAGCAGGAUGGGACAACCUCAUUCUUUGUGUCCGAUUACACAGAGGUCGAUAAUAAUGUAACAAGGCAUUUGGAUACCACAUUAGAACGAGAUGACUGGGAUAUCUUAAUACUGCAUUACCUUGGAUUGGACCAUAUUGGUCACCUGACUGGACCUCACAGCUCACUGAUUGGACCUAAACUAACUGAAAUGGAUGACAUCUUGAAGAAAAUACAUACAUCGCUAAUGUCUAAGGAAGAGGAGGGUUCUCUGCCUAAUUUAUUGGUGCUUUGUGGGGAUCAUGGAAUGUCAGAAACUGGAAGCCAUGGGGGAUCCUCUGAACCAGAGCUGAACACUCCACUGGUUCUCAUUAGUCCUGCUUUCAAAAGAAAAGUUGCCUUCGAAAUUCCAGAGACUGUGGAGCAGGUGGACUUAACGCCAACAUUGUCAUUCGGCCUUGGACUUCCAAUAUCAAAGAACAAUGUGGGGCGCCUUAUUCUUCCUGUACUGGAAGAGAACUCUUUGAGAGAACAACUAAGAUUCCUACAUCUCAAUGGGUUUCAGCUCAGCAGGCUGUUGAAAGACAGUACACCAGCUUAUGAAAAAGAUACAGGUUAUGAAAAAUUCAGAAUUGCUGAGAGGUCCCAUGGCAACUGGAUGAAGCUUUAUUUAGAAGGGAAUACAUCAGAAAUCCUGAGCAACAUGGGAAAGAAGGUCCUCAAGCAGUAUCUGGAUGCUUUGAAGUCCAUGAGCUCGUCACUUAGCAAGCAGCUGGGAAAGUAUGACAUGUACUCAAUGAUUGUGGGCACAGUCAUUGUUCUACAGGUUCUUUUCCUGCUGCUUGUUAGUGUUGCGGAUGCAUUAAGCAGCAAUGCUGAACUCGAUUUACCCCUGUCAUCCUCCCUGUGUUCCCUGCCCUUUUACCUUCUGUGCUUGAUGUUCUCCGGAGUUCAUGUUAUGAUGUGCACUUCGACAGAGAGCUCAUGCUACUUCUGCAGCCUGUCUUGGGCCCUGGUGUUUGCAGUAAUAGUCUUUGUUUCUGCCCUGCUCUGUGUGAUAUUGUCCAUCGUGGGCAGGAAAUUAUCCUGGGGGAGGCCUCAAACUAAGAGUGAGAGUUCUUCGGAUUCAGGCUUUUCGGAACUAGAUAUACUUCUACUGACUGGAACACUCGGACAUGUGUUGAGCCUGGCUGCCAGCAGCUUCAUAGAGGAAGAACACCAGACCUGGUAUUUCUUACUGAAUACCCUCUGUCUGGCAGUAUUCCAGGAUGUCUGUAGAAAGUACUUCAGUGAGAAAAGGAGUUACAAGGAUUUAGAAGACAGCCUGUACCAGCCCUCUAAAGAUGAACUUCUGACAUCUGACUACAGCUCAAAAGCAUCCAGCACAUCAGCAGGCUAUGAGAAAUGGCUGGCCUUGGCCACUCCUUUGGUCACUCUGGCUUGUUGUCGGAUACUCCGCUCCCUAAACCAGACUGGGGUCCAGUGGGCUCACCUACCUGAUUUUGGACACUGGCUAAACAGUUCUGAACACAACACCGAGCUCUCGCUUCUGGCUGCCACAUCCCUGGUCCUGAUAUUUUUUCUUGUGCAGAGGAGGUGUUCCGUGGUCUCAAAAAUAGCUCUUGGAUUGGGGCUGCUGGGAGUCUACAGUUACCGUGCAGCAGUUGGAAAUGUGCUGUUUCCAUGGCAACAAGAAGGUAGAGCCAUUUCCAAGGGAACCGUUGAAGCCCGCUUUGUCUACAUUUUUGUUCUUGGCAUCCUCUUUACGGGUGCCAAGGAUUUACUAAAGUCACAAGUCAUCACUUCAGACACCAAGACAAAGAGCACAGGAUUAUGGGAAGUCUACAGUGGUAUGGUUCUGCUGGCUGCUCUGCUUUUUAGACCUCACAACCUGCCAGUACUGGUCUUCUGUCUCCUGAUUCAGACUAUAAUGACUCGGUUUAUCUGGAAGGGAUUACAGUAUGAUGCAGCACAAACUACUAUCAUGCAUUACUGGUUCGGUCAAGCCUUCUUUUACUUUCAGGGGAAUUCUAAUAAUAUUGCCACAGUGGAUAUUUCAGCAGGAUUCGUGGGCCUGGAGAACUAUGUUGAAAUUCCAGCAAUUUUUCUCACAGCCUUUAGUACUUAUGCAGGCCCUCUGCUUUGGGCUAGCCACCUAGUUUGUUACCUGAACUCUGAAACAAAUCGGAGUUCAGCAGCGAUGGGCCAUGGCUGUUACUGCUUUGCGCUGUUGCGUUCAAUCCCAGCUGCAGUCUACAUCAUUCUCGCCACGUCCCUGCGGUAUCACUUGUUCGUCUGGAGUGUGUUCUCGCCUAAACUUCUCUACGAGGGUAUGCAUACAUUUGUGACAGCUUCUGUUUGCAUUUUCUUCACUGCUAUGGAUCAGAACCGCUCUGUUAGGUCAUGGGACUAGCAAAGUAACUUAGAAUAAAGCAGUACGUUAUGUUGAUUUUAAUGUUCUUGGAAGAUGUAUUUAUUUUUAAGCUACAUCUACCUUAAUAAAACAUAGAUGGGGACGUAUUACAAAACUGGGAUAUGUUUUACACUUCAAGCAGUUUAAAAACCAAGCAAUUAGGUUAUAUUUUGGACAUCAACUCGGUUUGACCAUCCAAUCAGUUUGGCAUCAUCUGCACUGUUUAUGUCUGGUGUAUUUCUCAGAACUGUUAAGAACCAUUUAAUAUAUCUGUAAUGAAUUCCAAAAAUUUAAAUGUAAUAAAACAUGAAUAUUUUCUUUCUUGGGUCAGUACCUCCUAGUAAUUUAUUUGUCUCGGUCUCACUCUAGUGUGAGGUUUGUAUUUAUUUUCAUUUUCAGAAGCAAAGUGGAAUUUUACAAACCUCUAAUGAAAACUUCCUGUGUACUAUUUUUGUAUUGGUAUGGUACUUUAGUGAAUGUGCUCCCAGUGCCUCUGUUUAAGGGCUUCUUCACUGCUUAUUUGUUACCGGAUCUCUAGAAUGUUUAGACCUUUCUUUUAUUAAGGGUUGACCUGGUGAAAAGAUUUCGUUGACAGAUUCUAACCCUGAAUGCAAACAUGUUCAGAAGUUAUAACCAUGAAACAAAGGGAGCUCUUCAGUACAGCAUCAGGAGCGCUUUCUCUAAGUGACGCAACACUUGGCACACAGACAGUAUCCAAAGUUUUGCAGUAUCAGACAUGCCAACUUCAUGCACCGCAUGAGACACACUCAUUUGCAUGUUAUCUCAUUCUCAUUUUUAAGUUACAAGGAAAAUACGUCACAUAAAUCUCAAUGUAGAGCAUGAAGAUAACAGAGUGAUUCUAGAGGUUAGCAAAAAAGUCAAGUACCUGUAUAUUGCAAGAUCCAGCAAUAGACACUGUUUUUUUGUUUGUUUUGUUUUUUUUGGUUCAGUGCUAGUGAAUAUUGAUACAGUAUCUGUAUAUGGUUUAAUGGUACUAAACAGCUGGUUUUAUUAUCUCACGUGCACCUUCAGCACUGACUUACACCCUCUGGAAAAUGUCUCACUCUUUGAGAUCAUCCAGCUUUGGCAUCUCUGCAGUUUUGAUAAAGAUGGUGUGAUAAAAAAAAAAGUAAAAUCUGUACAAGCUAUCAAAGUGUGUACAGAAAAUGAGAAAUAAUUAGUUGAAGUUACAGUCAGACUUCUGUAUCAAGGGUAUAUGUUUUUUUGUUUUGUUUUUUUUGUUAGUAUUUUUAUUAAUUAUUAAAUGUAAUUGCAGAUGUGUAAAUCAUUUCAUAUGUUUUGUCUUAUUUUACUUUGCUUGUAAUGUCUAUAUUGUUAAAAACACACUACUGUAUAUAUAAAACAGCUGGUCAGAUUUUCCAAGCCAUUUCCCCAGAGCAAAGUUGACAUCAUGCAUACUUUAUUACAGAACUGGUAAUAAAUCAUGUAGGUUUACUUAUCUCGUAAUAUUAUUUCUAUAUAUUAUAAAAUAAAUACAUUAUUUAAUAUAAAUAUAUUAUUUUUUUCUCAGAAGAAAAUGGUGCUCUGUGGUAAAGGAAAUGCUUUGUAAAUCUAGCCCAGUUGAUUUUUUAAAAACAAAUUUUGGUACUUAAACACUGCUAGAAAAAUGCAGGAGUUAUUAUGCAAUUGAAUGCUUUAGCGCAAGAAACUGGCACACCUUUACUGUAAGUGUAGCUUGCAGUACACUGAUAUUGUAGCUUAACACUCAAGAUCAUUUUUGUGCAAGAGGUUUUAUCUGAAUAUAUUUUCUUUUUAGUUUAUUUUGGUAACAAUUCUGAGUGGGACAUUAUCUAAUUUUAAUAUUGGUUUAAAAUGUUUAGCUCCUCAUUGUUAUGAGGAGAGCAUUUUCCUUGUGUCUUUUUUUUUUUUUCUUUGUAUUUGUUACCAAA